Trichogramma pretiosum is the source of this 3685-nucleotide messenger RNA. RefSeq lists its product as uncharacterized. Gene Ontology annotation, cellular component: phosphatidylinositol 3-kinase complex. Gene Ontology annotation, molecular function: 1-phosphatidylinositol-3-kinase regulator activity. The transcript has 5 exons. Bases 809 to 2455 code for a protein of 548 amino acids. Gene Ontology annotation, biological process: phosphatidylinositol phosphate biosynthetic process; intracellular signal transduction. The record is from RefSeq and is a predicted model, not a curated record. NCBI's taxonomy places the organism in Eukaryota, Metazoa, Arthropoda, Insecta, Hymenoptera, Trichogrammatidae.
CCAUCUGAUCCGUGGGCAGUGCUGCCUCGGUGUUGCUGCGAGCGCACGUCAAACCGACAGAGACGAGCCUAUUGCGCACCGUGUAUACCUACAUACAAGCAAGAAAAGGCAGGACGUAUACACACAUACACGCUAUACACCUAUACAUAGCGAAUCACGACUGCGUUAUGAUGAUUAUUUCUCGAUGCAGCAGUCAUAGUCGCUGCUGCUGCUGGUCCGCGCGCGCGCUGCUGCCGCAAUACAUUAUGCACACAUACAUAUACAGAGAGUCAGACUCUGCGUAAAAUACGCCUCGCGCCUCCUCGCGCAGUCAGUGCGCCGCGUUGUCUGUUCGAGGCAAGGCUCGUAGACGACGAUCCCCGAGAGUAUUAGCGUGCUCUGUGCCAGUGUGUAUCAGUGCGUGCGUGCUGCACGCACCCCCGUGCACGAACAACACUUCUCUCUGCGUGUGAUUCAUAUACAAAUACAACUACGUCGUGGAAUAUUGUGCGCCAGCGUAUACGCGAUUGUAAACAAACAGCGCCAACGAGUUGUUUUUUUUUGCUCGUAUACAACGGAGUCUCCGCAAUCACGUCGAUUCGCCUGUUACAGCUAUACCGAUGGAUGAUUGACUGGCCAGGCUUUUUUAUCAACCCGAUCUAUAAUAGUCAGCUUGUUCUUGCAAAUCGAGAUUGAAAUUGCUGUUUGAAGUUGAAUCGGAUAAUGGUGAAUAACUUCUAGUCAAUCUGCAUGUUUUUGAUCAAAACAAGAACAAAGUACAAUUUGAUCAAAAACAAAAGAAAAAAAAUGCUCGUUCUUAAAUCUAACAAUGGGACAGCAUUUUGCUAGUCUCAGAGAAACCAUUACAAUGGACAGUCAUAAACAUUCGCUCAAAGGAUAUCGAGUACGAAACUGUCCUUAUGCCGAUACACCGGAAAGAAGUCAUCCAACUGACUUAGCUGUUCAGGAAAAUAAUGGUAAUAAUUUACCAUCAAAUAUAAGUCCUAAUGAAGUUCGUUGCAGAAUUAGUAAAUCAGAAGAACGUUUGGACAAUAUUCGAUUGGAUUCAGAUAUAAGCAAUCACAAUUCAAGAUUUGAAACAUUGUAUAGUCAGCAUAGAGACGCGCAAGAAGCUAAACAAUGUCAAUCUAGUAAUGGUAACUUUUUAGCCAGCGAACAAGAAGCUUUGAAACAGUUUGAGGCAGGUAAUAGCAAUUCUGGUGGUAGUAGCACAAGCAGUAGUUCUGAAGAUAAUUCAGGUAAUCCUGCUUUAAGAAGAUCAUCAAAAACUUUGUCGUUUGGAAGAAGAAAAGGCAAACAACGAAGUAAGGAUCAAACACCAGGAUGCAGUCACGUUCUCUCGUCAAAAAAGAAGCGUAGCAAUUGGGUUCUAAAGUUUAAUUGCACGAAAAGCAAAAGCUCCAAGAGCACCGAUAUACCUGGCGCAGCAGCCGAAUGUGUAUGUACCGGGUACAGGCGCACCGACGAUCACCCCAUGGGAGCUGGAGUUAUCUUCAAAAGUAGUCGAUCGGCGCCACAAAGCCCAGUACUUGGUCCAUUACCACCUAGUCCGGUUAUAGAUUUAUCGCGAUUCAAUCCAGAAGAAUUUUCCAUGGAGGACUGCGACGCACAGGCUCGAUUGCAACGAGCCCGCGAGAUGGAAGAGGGUGUCGAACCGCCGCCCGGUUUCAGACCCCAGAGCAGCUGCAGCAAGGACAGCGUCAAUAACAACAGCAAUAAUAACGUUUGCGACAAUAAUAACGCCAUCCAGCAAAUGCAUCCCAAUGGAAUCACGGUCGACAGUCUGGCCGCGUUGUUCCAGUCGCACGCCGGAAUACAGGCGGCGGCUUUGUCGGCUCUGUCGCAAAUCGAUUGUACUCUCAUAUCGAAUAUCGAACGGCCUAUUCACACGCAGGUGGAUUACGUACACUGCCUCGUACCAGAUCUCAAGUCUAUAACGACGUGUUCAUUUUACUGGGGCAAAAUGGAUCGUUACGAGGCCGAGAGGCUUCUCGACGGCAAGCAGGAGGGCACGUUUUUACUGCGAGACUCGGCCCAAGAAGAGUUCCUCUUCUCCGUCAGUUUUCGCAAGUACGGCCGAUCGCUGCACGCCCGCAUCGAACAGUGGAAUCACAAGUUCAGCUUCGACAGUCACGAUCCCGGCGUCUACGCGUCCAACACGGUCUGCGGCCUGAUCGAGCACUACAAGGACCCGUCGUGCUGCAUGUUCUUCGAGCCUAUGCUCACGAUACCGCUGCACCGUAAUUUCGCCUUUCCGCUGCAGCAUCUCUGCCGCGCCGUCAUCAGCAGUCGUACGACCUACGACGGCAUCAACAGGCUACAGUUGCCCAAGAGCUUGAAGACCUACUUAAAGGAGUAUCAUUACAAGCAGAGGGUGCGCGUGCGCCGAUUGGACAUUGAGAGCGAUUUGCAAACGACGGAUAAUGCCAAGUCGAUGCCGUACUUGCCUGCGUGAUUCGAUACCUAGUAGUAAAUAUAAGAAUAAUUCAUUGAAUCGAUCGAAAAAUCCCAACCGUGAUCUCUCAACGGUUCUAAGAAACCAAAGUGUUUUCAAAUUUUACAAAACUCGCUUUGUAAUUUUCCGACGAUUUGUAUAUGAUUUUUUUACAUUCAGUGCUUCUUUCUGUUUUCCGAAUCUAUUUCAAACGAACAUUUGUUUUUCCUCGAAAAAAAUUCGGAGUGGAUUGGCUUUUUCGAGCGUUUAGCUUGUACGAUGUGUUCAUAAGAAUAUGGUUACAAUUAUAUAUAAUGAGAUAUAUAAUAUGGCUUAUUAGCCAUUAAUCUAACGUAGAAAUAUAAUUUUAUUAAUACAAUAAAUGGUGAAAAUGUGCUUUCUCUAAUGUGCUAAGUAGAGAAAGACUUUGUAAUGAUUAGUAAGUGUAUGUCACUUAAUUUUAAUCAUGUACAAUUACUUAUGCACUAGUAAUAUCUCAGCAUAAAAAUAUAAAAUUAUAACUUUUUUUUUAAAUCGUGAUUAUAUGUGUAAUCACUAGAAAGAUGAAACAGUUAUUCUGAUACAUUAGGACGUUACAGGGAUGCACUAAUUAGUUAUACUAUGGUAUUAGUCAGUGCUCUGCUUUUUCGUCGUUACUAUAAUACUUACGAUUGUACAUAUUUACAAUUUAAUUGCGUCUAAAUUGUCAUAGCUUCAUUCGUGGAGGCAAUGAGUGAAUUUAGAAAUUCUCAUUUUACAAUAGGCAUUAUACGCCACAUCACAUUUUUCUUUUUAAGAAAAAGUUUGGCUCGCAUUUUAUCUGUAUUAUUAUAAAUUUUGUACAUAUAUCGCAAGUAAAUCGCAAAUUGUUUACUUGGAUUUAAUAUUUUUUUGUCCUUAUUUUGAUUGUACACUUUUAAAUCAUUAUAAUUACAAUCAUAUGGAGUUGAAUUUUUUCAAAGUUACGAACUUUCGAUUCAUGCAAAAGAAAUUUCACAUUCGCUAUUGUCAUGUUACUGAUAAAAUUGCACAAUUUUUGACAAGUGUUGUUUUAAUCAUAAAUAAUUAAUACUUAGGCAAUAGCUGCACGUACAUAUUUACAAUUAUUUAACUCUUACAAUCAUGCGUAUGAAAUAGCAAUACAAACAUAAAAACAUAAAUAAAAUAAGAGCCGAUUUGUAGUACUCAUGCUUAACAAGAUGCGUUUUACACAUAAGAUGUAAUAUUAAUUUUAUUGAUACAUGCAAAACA